AUGUUCAGAAUCGGACGUAGCCGUGCGCUGGCUUCGGCCUUUAACGCCUCAAAGCUCCAGGUUGCACCUGCUGUCAGACUUCCCGGCGUUGCUCAACAAAAACGAGCUCUGAGUAUUCAUGAGUACCUCUCUGCCGACCUCCUGCGACAGUAUGGCGUCGGCGUUCCCAAGGGCUCUGUUGCCAAGACUGCCGAAGAGGCCAAGGCUGUUGCAAAGCAAAUUGGCACCGAGGACAUGGUCAUCAAGGCCCAGGUCCUUGCUGGUGGACGAGGAAAGGGUACCUUCGAUAAUGGCCUGAAGGGAGGUGUCCGCGUUAUUUACUCUCCUCACGAAGCCGAGAUGUUUGCCCAGCAAAUGAUUGGCCACAAGCUCAUCACCAAGCAGACCGGCGCUGGCGGCCGGCUCUGCAACGCUGUCUACAUUUGCGAGCGCAAGUUUGCUCGCCGCGAAUUCUACCUGGCUAUCCUCAUGGACCGAGCCUCCCAGACUCCCGUCAUCGUUUCCUCCUCCCAAGGUGGCAUGGAUAUUGAGACCGUUGCCAAGGAGAGCCCCGAUGCCAUCAACACCACCUACAUUGACAUCAACACUGGUGUUACCGACGAAAUUGCCCGCGACAUUGCCACCAAGCUGGGCUUCAGCGAGCAGUGCAUUGAGGAUGCCAAGGAUACCAUCCAGAAGCUCUACAAGAUCUUCCUCGAGCGCGAUUCCACCCAGAUCGAGAUCAACCCUCUUUCUGAGACCAACGAUCACCAGGUUCUGUGCAUGGAUGCCAAGUUUGGUUUCGACGACAAUGCCGACUUCCGCCAGAAGGAGGUUUUCGAAUGGCGCGAUACCACCCAGGAGGACCCUGACGAAGUUCGUGCCGCCAAGUCUGGCCUCAACUUCAUCAAGCUCGAUGGUGACAUCGGCUGCCUUGUCAACGGCGCCGGUCUGGCCAUGGCGACCAUGGACAUCAUCAAGCUCAAUGGUGGACAGCCCGCGAACUUCCUCGACGUCGGUGGUGGUGCUACCCCUGCCGCCAUCCAGGAGGCCUUCGAGCUCAUCACCAGCGACCCCAAGGUUACUGCCAUCUUCGUCAACAUCUUUGGUGGUAUUGUCCGUUGUGACCACAUCGCCACUGGUCUGAUCAAGACUGUUGAGAACCUCAACCUGAAGAUCCCCAUCAUUGCCCGUCUUCAGGGUACCAAUGUUGAGCAGGCUCACAAAAUUAUCAACGAAUCUGGCAUGAAGAUCUUCUCCAUCGAUGAUCUGCAAAGCGCCGCCGAGAAGUCGGUGCAGCUGUCAAAGGUCGUUAAGCUGGGUGUGUACUAG
Pochonia chlamydosporia 170 is the source of this 1311-nucleotide messenger RNA. RefSeq names its product succinyl-CoA ligase beta-chain, mitochondrial precursor. Lineage: Eukaryota; Fungi; Ascomycota; Sordariomycetes; Hypocreales; Clavicipitaceae. Gene Ontology annotation, biological process: succinyl-CoA metabolic process; tricarboxylic acid cycle. The record is from RefSeq and is a predicted model, not a curated record. Gene Ontology annotation, cellular component: succinate-CoA ligase complex; mitochondrion. The transcript has 3 exons. The coding region runs from base 1 to 1311 and encodes 436 amino acids. Gene Ontology annotation, molecular function: metal ion binding; succinate-CoA ligase (ADP-forming) activity; ATP binding.